CUAUGAUUUAUUUAUCCACUUGAUGAGUGUUUAUAGCCUUAUAAUAGCAUUGAGUAAUUAAGCGAUUGAACCAAUUUUUAGUUUCCCAAUUUUGCUCCUAAUUGGAUGAAAUUGAGAUUUGGUGACGUGUACACAGUUGGAUUUUUUCUUUUUGGUUAUUAUGAGAUAAUAUGAGUACACAGUUGGCGUUGACCAAAACUGCAAAUGGCUCAUUAAUCAUCUCAUUUACUACUAUAUAUAUAAGUCCUUGAAAUUUAGAGUUUUAUGUGAGAGAGUUCUUUUUUUCAUAUUCUGAAAAGAGAGAUUACUGACAUAAUAGUGAGUAAUAUAAUGGCUGGUGGAGGAUUGGUAGAUGGUGGACCAGGGAAAAGAGCUCAUCUCUAUGAACACAAAUUCACUGCUUAUUUUGCCUUUACCUGUAUUGUUGGUGCUCUUGGUGGCUCUCUUUUUGGUUAUGAUCUUGGUGUUUCAGGUGGUGUGACCUCCAUGGAUGAUUUCUUAAAGGAAUUCUUCCCGGACGUUUACAAAAAGAAGAACGCGCAUUUAAACGAGACUGACUAUUGUAAAUAUGACAACCAAGUGUUGACACUUUUUACAUCAUCUCUUUAUUUCUCGGCAUUGGUUAUGACUUUUUUUGCUUCCUACCUAACAAGAGAGAAGGGAAGAAAGGCCAGUAUCAUAGUAGGAGCUCUUAGCUUUCUUCUUGGAGCUAUUCUCAAUGCAGCUGCACAGAACAUUCCAAUGUUGAUCAUUGGUAGAGUCUUUCUUGGCGGAGGCAUUGGCUUCGGAAAUCAAGCUGUUCCUUUGUAUCUGUCUGAAAUGGCUCCAGCUAGCAGCCGAGGAGCAGUUAACCAACUGUUUCAGUUCACAACCUGUGCUGGAAUUUUAAUUGCAAACUUAGUGAAUUAUUUCACCAACAAAAUCCAUCCUCAUGGUUGGAGAAUAUCACUUGGCUUGGCAGGUAUUCCAGCACUUAUGAUGUUGUUGGGAGGUAUUUUUUGUGCCGAGACACCAAACAGUCUUGUGGAACAAGGAAGAUUGGAUGAAGCAAGAAAAGUGUUGGAGAAAGUUAGAGGCACAAAAAAUAUUGAAGCUGAAUUUGAAGAUCUAAAAGAUGCAAGCGAACUAGCACAAGCAGUGAAGAGUCCAUUUAAGAUACUUCUAAAGAGGAAGUACAGACCUCAACUAAUAAUAGGGGCAUUAGGGAUUCCAGCUUUCCAACAGUUGACAGGAAAUAACUCAAUCCUCUUCUAUGCACCAGUUAUCUUCCAGAGUUUAGGAUUUGGAGCUAAUGCAUCUCUUUUCUCAUCUUUUAUUACCAAUGGAGCUCUCCUUGUUGCUACUGUCAUCUCAAUGUUUUUAGUCGACAAGUUUGGUAGACGAAAAUUCUUCCUAGAAGCUGGUUUUGAAAUGAUAUGCUGCAUGAUUAUUACUGCUGUGGUUUUGGCUGUAGAGUUUGGACAUGGCAAAGAACUUUCAAAAGGCAUAAGUACAUUACUUGUUAUAGUGAUUUUCUUGUUUGUGUUGGCAUAUGGAAGAUCUUGGGGUCCCCUAGGAUGGUUGGUUCCAAGUGAGCUCUUCCCAUUAGAGAUAAGGUCAGCAGCACAAAGUAUUGUGGUUUGCGUAAACAUGAUCUUCACUGCCCUUGUUGCGCAAUUGUUUCUCUUGUCACUUUGUCACCUCAAAUAUGGAAUCUUCUUGCUUUUUGGAUGUUUGAUUGUCGUCAUGAGUUGCUUUGUAUUCUUUCUAUUGCCGGAAACAAAGCAAGUUCCAAUUGAAGAAAUUUAUCUUCUCUUUGAAAACCAUUGGUUUUGGAAGAACAUUAUAAGAGAAGGAAAAGACCAAGAAAAAGGAAAAUUAUAUUUAAAUACUGCUGAGGUGGCAGAAUAAAUGUGAUUGAACAAGUCUAUGUUUUAUUUUAUUUUCUUCUUUUUAAUCAAUUGUUUAUCCAUGCAUUAUAACUAUAGAUAGAUUAUUACAAUGUUUCUUUGGUUAUGUUUAAAUUCUUGAAAUUAUGUCGAAUAAAUUUGUAUUUAUUUGACAAAGUACAGGUUAUUCAAUAUAUCUCUGCUUCUUCACAUUA
Trifolium pratense (red clover) is the source of this 2083-nucleotide messenger RNA. Its product is annotated as sugar transport protein 14-like. Gene Ontology annotation, molecular function: monosaccharide transmembrane transporter activity. Gene Ontology annotation, cellular component: membrane. The record is from RefSeq and is a predicted model, not a curated record. Bases 331 to 1890 code for a protein of 519 amino acids. The transcript is spliced from 5 exons. Lineage: Eukaryota; Viridiplantae; Streptophyta; Magnoliopsida; Fabales; Fabaceae. Gene Ontology annotation, biological process: monosaccharide transmembrane transport.